Molecule: messenger RNA, 1866 nt
Organism: Melanotaenia boesemani (Boeseman's rainbowfish)
Lineage: Eukaryota; Metazoa; Chordata; Actinopteri; Atheriniformes; Melanotaeniidae
Product: ubiquitin carboxyl-terminal hydrolase 29-like
Exons: 14
Coding region: 327-1442 (371 amino acids)
Biological process (GO): protein deubiquitination; G1/S transition of mitotic cell cycle
Cellular component (GO): nucleus; cytosol
Molecular function (GO): cysteine-type endopeptidase activity; cysteine-type deubiquitinase activity
Source: RefSeq, a predicted model, not a curated record
CUGUUUCAGAAGCUCCAGCAGCAAAGACCUGCACAGAGAACCCCAAACAGAGGACUACUUGGCUGUCAAGGCUGUUCGGUUGGCCCCUGAGAAAAGAUAUAUGCUGUGUAAAGACUGAGUCCUCAGAUGGUGAAACUACCAGUAAAGCACCCCAGCCUGAGGAGAAAACCAAGAAGAAGAAACAGAAGACUUGGUGGAGCUUCAGAAGAAAAAAUCGAGUUUCUCCGAUUUGUGACGAUGACUUUCAGGAAGCUGUCAGAAGAAUAGCUAAAGCUCAAGAGGUGAUACAAAACCACCACAGCUACAUCCAAGGACUACAUGGGGGGAUGAACAGCCACAAAAAAGAAAAGGCUGCCUCUGAUGGGAAAAUAAAAGAAUCACGAAAUGCAGGAGACAAAAGGGUUAGAUUCACCACAGAGAUGGUCAGAAGUCUUGAGAAACCAGAAAACAACAGAGAGAAGUUCAACGUCCACCCCACUGAUGGAGCAACCAGCAUCAUGUCCCAGCAGGUCCUGUGUCCUGGCUUCCCGAACCCAGCCCGGAGCUGCUACAUGAACUCCAGCCUCCAGACUCUGCUGACACUCAAAGAGUUUGUGGAAGACGUCCGCUCCCAGGAGGACUUGUUUGGACAGUGUCAUGAGGCUGAGCUGAUGAAAUGUUUCAUGAACAUUGUUAGAUGUCACAACUCAGACAAUGCCCUCCUAAAGCUUCACAUCCUCAAUAAGUUUAAGAGGGUCAUUUCUGCGAAGGCGCCAGAAUUUGAGGAUGCUGGAAACAAAGAUGCCCAUGAGUUCCUGACAGCCGUCCUAGACCAGAUGGACAGCCUGGCUUUACCUCUGCAUCAGACGGCAGCCAUUGUGGGGGGAAACUACACCUGCCCCAUAGCAAGAAACUUUGCAUUCGAAAUGCAGAACACCAGGACAUGUAAAAGAUGUGGUGACCAGUCCAUCACACAGGAGAACUUCACCAGUCUCUCUCUGGACCUGAUUUCUGAACUUUCAGUGCAGCAGCUGCUCCAGAUGUACCAAAUGGAGACACAGCUGGAGUACAUGUGCGACUGUGGUGGAACGACAUCAGGACGAGAGACCACAUUUCUGACCCUCCCAAAAUACCUCAUAUUACAUCUGAAGAGGUUUAAGUUCACUGAGGACCUGCAGAUGAUGAAGCUGCAUGACCCCAUCAUCCUCCUCAAGGAGCUGAUGAUGACCUCCCACCAGGAUGAAGGUUGGUACAGCCUGGUUAGUGUCAUCAGCCAUCUGGGAUCAUCAUACGAUGAUGGACACUACGUGAGUGACGGGUUGCACCCGUACGAGGACCAGGACAACAACGCUGAGCGUUGGCUCCACUACGACGACGUAAACGUCUACUAUAACACCGGAGAUAAUGCCAGAGAGGCGUGUAAGAACACGUCAUACGUCCUUUUCUACCAGAGAAGGGUGUAGAUGAAGAUCUGAGACGAUCCAGCUCAGGUAAGUAUGGAGGCAGAUUCAUCUGUUGUUGUUCUGUGGUUUUUCUUGCAGCAGCCCUCAGGAGGAGGGGUUUACCCCAGAGAGCCUGGUUCCUCCCGAGGUUUCUUCCUAAUGGGGAGUUUUUCCUCGCCACUGUCGCCCAAAUUCAAACUCAUCUAUUUAUUCUAUUAGAAUUUAGAAUUUAUCAAAUCAUGAAGAUGAGUUAAUCUGACCGGCUUGCUCUCUGGAGGUUUAAAACUAAAAAUAGGAAGAACAAUAGAAAAACCAAAAACGGCCUCUAUAAAUGGAUACGUAAAUAAAAAAAACAUUUAUAAUUUAUGAAUAAAUCCACUAAAAGGUUUGUAAAAUUUAAAGCUAUAAACAAACCAAACAAAAUAAAUUGAGAAUAAAUUAGAUU